This is a messenger RNA of Homalodisca vitripennis (glassy-winged sharpshooter), 1045 nucleotides long. RefSeq names its product tigger transposable element-derived protein 4-like. The record is from RefSeq and is a predicted model, not a curated record. The coding region runs from base 203 to 1045 and encodes 280 amino acids. The transcript is spliced from 2 exons. NCBI's taxonomy places the organism in Eukaryota, Metazoa, Arthropoda, Insecta, Hemiptera, Cicadellidae. Gene Ontology annotation, cellular component: nucleus. Gene Ontology annotation, molecular function: DNA binding.
GGGUGGGCAAAGUGGCCACUGCGGGCAUAGUGGCCACGGCCGAUUUCUCUGCCACGCAGUGCUGCUACGCAGCGGCCAACGCCUCAACUACUGCGCGAGACCUCCAUUAGUGUUCUGUAGCGUUGUGAAGGUGGUCAGUUUACGUGUUCGGAUUUUAUCAUCAAAUGUGUUGUUUUUCAAGUUGCUGAUGUAAGUUGGAGUCAUGGUGUCCAAAUACAAACGGAAAACCGAGCAGCAGUCUUGGGACCCUCAGGCGAUGCAACGAGCUAUCAACGCCGUGAGAGAUGGUAUGCCAAUGCAAACAGCUGCAAAAAACUUCAAUGUGCCAAGAAAUACGUUGAAACGCCGGGUUUUAAAUAAGAACCAGCAUGCUAAGGAAACAAACAAAGUUCUUGGCCACUACCGUCCUGUUUUUAAUGCAGAACAAGAACAGCAUCUUGUAGAAUAUCUUUUAGAAAUGGAGGUACGAUUUUUUGGAAUCACUUUAAAUGAUUUGCGUAGUCUUGCUUACAAACUUGCAGAGCAAAAUAAUAUCACACAUAAUUUCAACCAUGAAACAAAAUUAGCUGGGAAAGAUUGGGUUAGGGGCUUUAGACAGCGCCACCCUGAAAUGGUGUUGAGAGUACCAGAGGCUACUUCGGCAGCAAGAGCCCAGGCUUUUAACAAAGUAAAUGUUACAAAGUUCUUUGACAUUUUAGAGGAUGUCCAGAAAAACCACUUAUAUCCACCUCACAGGGUUUUCAAUGUCGACGAAACAGGACUUAUGACUGUCCAGACUAAAUCGUCAAAGGUUUUUGCACUUAAAGGCAGACGACAAGUUGGCUCACUCACAUCUGCUGAAAGAGGUGUUCUCUCGACAUUUGUAGUUUCAAUGUCAGCAGGAGGGACUUUUAUACCUCCUAUGGUCAUAUUUCCAAGGCAGCGAAUGAAAGUUGAGCUGCAAGAUGGUUCUCCACCAGGGACAGUUUUUGCCUGCCAUCCAUCAGGGUGGAUGCAAACGGACAUUUUCACUCAAUGGUUUGAGCACUUUUUUGCGCUUUGCUAA